CGGGCACGCCGUGGCUGUUUCUUACUGUUGAUGCCAUUGGUUAAAGAAAUAAAGCCAAUCGCAUCUUGACAAACUAAACGAUAUCUUGAUUGGGUAAGUUAACUCACGGUGUACCAUAACGGCCAAUCCACUAGUGUGUACGUGUGUCGUCACCAGAUUGGUAUGAAAAACGAAAUGGGGAAGUUGCUGCUAUGUUGGGCGAUCGGACUCCGCGAAUCGUGAUCCUACAAAGUUACGAUGGCUUCUAAACACAUCAAAUAUCAACUACAGGCGUUUGAGAGGCUUCGGGAACUUCAAACUCAGGGUAUUCUUUGUGAUCUUGUACUAAUGUCACACGAUCAAGCGGAGUUCAAAGUUCACGCUUCAGUGAUGGUGGCGGCUUGUGAGUCGUUCUAUGGAUUGUUGUGCGAGAGAGGAAGUCUGAAGAAAAUCAGACUGAACAACGUUUGCGGUCAUUCUCUUGGCUUGUUGAUAAGGUUUAUUUAUGGGGAAAGUUUCCACAAUCCGGCUGAUAUUCAGAUUCUAGCUGAAACUCUUAGAAAACUUGGUAUGAAACAUUUGAACCAGUUUGUGGAAACAUGUGGUCAAGACUUUGGUAUCUUGGAUAAUAAAAAAUGUGUAAGUGGAAACAAAUCCAGCCAGUCUGGUAUAUCACAUUCAAGGGAUGUAAACUGUCAAUCCCCAAAGAGGAAAUUCCAGGGAGAUAACUCAUGUGGGAAUGAAUUAAUGUACGUUAAAUCAGAACCACUUUCUCCGACAGAAAAUAUUUCCAGCGAAGGGACAGGAUUAGGAAAUCUUGAAAAAGUGCAGGUAAAGUCAGAACCAAUUGAUACCAGUUACGAGGCAACCAGUUCCGUAUGUGAAAGGGUUAUGCAUAGGAAGGAGGAUUCAACUGAAACAAAUGGUUCCCUUUUCCUGACAGAUACAUACACAGAUUUGAGGCCAAUGAGAUUAUAUGUCAAUGAAAAACAUGUUGAAAACAAUCACAAAAACAUUUUUGAAAACAGAUCUGGGAGUUCACAGGCAGAGGAAUCUGGCGUAUUGCAGGAUUUAGUUAGUGACUGGAGGCGUUUACCAACUGAACAUGUUGAACAUAAUCAAGGUUUCAAUGGUGUCAAGUCUGAAAUCAGCAGCAUGGAGUGUCAUAAGACUGUUAAACCUCUUGAUAAAACAAUUUCUGACUGUCAGGACCAUCAGAAGGCAGAGGACAGUUUAUUGCGUAAGAAUAUAACGGAACCUGAUGAUAGCAAGCGAGUACCAGUUUUCCUGAGGCAGAUUGAUGAUCAAGGAAACUAUGCAAUCUUUCCUGUGUCUCCAGCAGACGGCGCUGGGCCAUUGGUUUUGGAUACCUCAAGUAAAAUAUCCAGAGGAGACAAAGAUACUCAAACAGCAGAGAAUACUGACAUGCGUAAGAAAAGUAAUAUGUUAAAUAAUGACAUUCCAAAACAAAUCCCUACUCUGGUCAAAUAUCCUAUAAAUACAGUUCCAGGACCAUGUCCUUCAACUCGGCCUGUUAUGGUUAAUCAGCCACAGAUAGCAUCAGGACAUCAGAUUAUUCUUUCUCCAAAUGGACAUGUUAUUGCUGCUGCCAACAUGAAUGUAUCUUCGCUCUCUCUGGCAGGCACUUCCUGUUCUCCAGCAGCUCAUAACAAGUGUGAUUCAUCACUGGAGAAAUCAAAGCGCAAAGGUAGGCAGAAAGUUAUUUGGCCAAGCAAACGGGGUAGGAUUCGAGAAAUUAUUCCCAAAACACAGCUUCAGAUUCAGAAUGUUGUUAGCUUGAGUACAAACGUUUCUGAGCCAUCACAAGAUUGCGCAAGUAAGAGAAUGAAGGAAUAUUUCCGCAAGUGCCAAGCUCUUGAUCAUGAUGAUUCAGUAGAAAACACAGAAGGGUGCCAAGAACCCUAUUACCAACAGACUAAGGAGCAUGGUGACGAGCGAACAGAGAAUUGUAAUGAGAAGACAGAUAAAUCAGUCUUUCGUCAAGUGGAUUCUGCAAAGAGGAAAUCUGGAGACUCAGGAGAUUUUCACAGAGAUUCAAUGGCAAAGAAACUGAAAGAAUUGAACAUGUCAGAUGAAGAUGAUGAAGAAUAUCUUGUCAUUGAUCUUAAGGAUAUCAAGAAUCAUUUGCCUCAUGGUAAGGGGACCUCACUGAAUGUUUCUGGGGAUGAUAUAUUUACAACAACUGGAAUGAAAAGUAACAAGACUGAUAUUCCAUCAAGUGAUAAACCUUUCAGUGGUGUGAUUAGUGUAUCUGGCUGUACCUUAGAAGAGCUCUCACUACGAGAUAUUCCACAUGGUAUAGUGUUCCCUUCCAAAACAAAAACAAAGAUUUACACUGGCAGGAAGCUGAAUUUUUUUCACAGUGAAGAAGAAGCACCACCACAAAGAAAACGAACAUUAGCCACUAAAAUAACUUCUCAAAAUCAGGCAAAGGCAAUUAUGUCUUUGAAAUCAAAAUGUCCCAACACUCAGUCACAAGUGGCUCCAUGUGCUAUACAGCCUGUCAUGAAAUCUGUGGACUGUUCCAAAGUUCCUAGCACUACCAACUCAGGAAAGGCAAUUCCUAUUGUGGUGGCAUUAGCAAAUGGGAAGACAGCAACUGUGAUGGUGCCAGGGUACUCUCCUGACAACAAGUUGGAAGUGCCUUUGACGGCUCCGGUAGCAGCCCCACCUGACGCCAGACCGUCUGAUCCUACACAGACCAGUUCUUUUUCUAAUUCCCUUGUACAAAACCCAAAAGUAUCCAUGGCAAGCAUGCCCAAUCCUUCCAACAAUGUCUUCACCUCAAGUGCACUUACUUCAUCUCAGGUGAUCCCUGGAAUGCAGCAGAUCCGUCUGCUGCAGCCACCUGCUCAGAGUGGAUUUAUUUCGCAAGUGAUGUCAGGGGGUCAGACUCUGUCCAAUUCAGUGCCUAUAAGUGUGUCCGGCAGCAACCAAGCUGGUGGUAUGCAGAACGUUCUCCAGCAUGUGCAGGGUCAGACUCUGUCCAAUUCAGUGCCAAUAAGUGUGUCUGGCAGCAACCAAGCUGGUGGUAUGCAGAACGUUCUCCAGCAUGUGCAGGGUCAGACUCUGUCCAAUUCAGUGCCUAUAAGUGUGUCUGGCAGCAACCAAGCUGGUGGUAUGCAGAACGUUCUCCAGCAUAUGCAGGGUCAGACUCUGUCCAAUUCAGUGCCUAUAAGUGUGUCUGGCAGCAACCAAGCUGGUGGUAUGCAGAACGUUCUCCAGCAUAUGCAGGGUCAGACUCUGUCCAAUUCAGUGCCUAUAAGUGUGUCUGGCAGCAACCAAGCUGGUGGUAUGCAGAACGUUCUCCAGCAUAUGCAGGGUCAGACUCUGUCCAAUUCAGUGCCUAUAAGUGUGUCUGGCAGCAACCAAGCUGGUGGUAUGCAGAACGUUCUCCAGCAUGUGCAGGGUCAGACUCUGUCCAACUCAGUGCCUAUAAGUGUGUCUGGCAGCAACCAAGCUGGUGGUAUGCAGAACGUUCUCCAGCAUGUGCAAGGUCAGACUCUGUCCAACUCAGUGCCUAUAAGUGUGUCCGGCAGCAACCAAGCUGGUGGUAUGAAGACCAUUCUCCAGCAUGUACAGGGUCAGACUCUGUCCAAUUCAUUGCCUAUAAGUGUGUCUGGCAGCAACCAAGCUGGUGGUAUGCAGAACGUUCUCCAGCAUGUCCAGCGACCAGUUUUACCAGGAUCGACUGUUGUGCAAGGGGGGAUUCAACAACAACAGCUUCUUGUUCCAAACUUGGCAAUACAAAAUUCGACUCUGUCUGUUCCAGCUCAGUAUCUGGGGCAACAACCACAGAUGCGUCUCCCAACCAUUCCCUCCCCCUUUGCAAUGAACAACCCUGCUAUAAUCUGUCAGCCUCAGCAGGUGCAGCAACUACCUGGGAUUAUACUCAGAGAUGGUGUUGUAUCCCAGAAUGCUGUUCCUGUCAUUGGAGCCAGUGGUUCAAGCUCCAUACAGUGUACUACUCAAACUUCUGGCCAUACUAUUGUUGCCAACUGUGGGAGCUCCAUGCAAAAUAACACUCUGUUUUCUCAGUCAGUAUCUCUUUCAGGUACCCAAAUCAGUAACAGUGAUGCUAAAGUGAAAUGUGUUCAAGUGUAUCCAAACAUAAGCAUUGGGAAGGGCAAGCAUGUGCCCAAGCAGUUAUGUCCAGCCAGUAAAUGGAAACCGUCAGUUGGGAAACCAGUGACUCUCAAAGAAAUAAGGCCAAAAUAAAAGCUGAAAUCAGCACUAGCCCAAGCA
Molecule: messenger RNA, 4245 nt
Organism: Haliotis rubra (blacklip abalone)
Lineage: Eukaryota; Metazoa; Mollusca; Gastropoda; Lepetellida; Haliotidae
Exons: 1
Coding region: 238-4218 (1326 amino acids)
Molecular function (GO): protein binding
Source: RefSeq, a predicted model, not a curated record